UAUUACGUCAAAAUGUGUCACUCGGAGCAUGGGGUAGGGCAAGUCCUGUACCACUGCAGACUCCGUCGACUCAAGGAGGAACCGGGAUGAGCAUCACUAGGCUAUCAGAUAAACAGCACACUUACCGUUUCAAUACAGGGAUGGUUACCCGUUACCCGUCUCAUAAACUCCACACUAAGAGUCCAGAGACUGAAGAGAUAAUCACACAGGAAAGGAUCCUUCCAAAACACACAUAGGGAUCUGAUCUGCAGAGAGUGUGUGUGUGUGUGAGGAGGACGUGUGGUAUUUGUUCUUAACCCCCUCCACCCCUCCACUCCUUACCCAAAAUCCCAUUCUCCAACCUCCCUUACCCCCUGACCCUUAACCCCCAGCCAUGAUGUCGGGGAAGGGGAAGGCUAGCCCGCGUCACCGGCCAUGGUCCGUGUACCGGGCUAACACCUUUGACCUCUCGGCUGAGAUAAUGGGGCUGACUCUGGCAGGUAACAGUCAGGACCCAGAUGAGCCAGUGCUGGAGUUCAGCCUGGCGUGCAGUGAGCUGAUCACCCCAGCAUUGGACCGUAAACCGACCAGCUUUGUGGCGGUCAGCUGUACCACUCCUCCCCAGGCCUUCUGGACCAAACAUGCUCAGACAGAGAUCAUAGAGGGUACUAGUAAUCCUAUCUAUCUGAGCAGUAUAGCGUUCUUCCAGGACUCUCUGAUCACUCAGCAGACCCAGGUCAAACUAUCUGUGUACGACGUCAAGGACCGCUCCCAGGGCACGAUGUACCUGCUGGGGUCAGCCAUGUUCCCUGUGAAGGAGCUGCUGCAGGACAAACACCACAGACUCCACCUAACCCUCAGGUCAGCGGAGAACGAGCGCAUGGGCAAUAUCACCAUCAUCGCCUGGCAGAUAGAGGAGAGGAGGGAGCAGAGAGCCCCUGUCGCCCGGCAGGACACCAUCAAUGGCAGGAUGGUUCUUCCAGUGGAUGAUAGCCUGACUGAGUCCGUGAACAUCAGGGCCAAGUCUGCGUCUCUGUGCAAAGACACACUGCUGAAGGCUGUGUUUGGGGGCACCAUGUCUCGUAUGUACCGUUUCCCCACCACGGAUGGGAACCACCUACGUAUCCUGGAGCAGAUGGCUGAGAGUGUCCUCUCUCUACACAUCCCUCGGCAGUUUGUCAAACUACUGCUGGAGGAGGACGCUGUCAGGGUGUGUGAACUGGAGGAGUUGGGGGAGUUGUCUCCAUGUUGGGAAAACCUGAGGAGGGAGAUUAUUGCUCAGUACCAGACCAUCAUCCUCACCUACCAGGAAACCAUCGGUGACCUACACGAAUAUAAAGGUCCCUCCUUUAAGUCCAGUACUCUGAAAGCAGAUAAGAAGCUGGAGUUUAUCCCCACUAACCUACACGUCCAGAGGAUGAGAGUACAAGGAGAGUCUGGCUAUGACAGGACCUAUGACGUAGUGACUAUAGGUGCCCCAGCAGCCCACCACCAAGGCUUUAAGCACUGUGGUCUUCGGAAACUCAUCCACAAGUUUGAGGAGGCUAGGAAACACGCGUAUGAGGAGGAAUGCAGUGCUGGGUCUGGCUCUAAGCCGGUGGCCUACCUGCCUCAGGACGUGGUAAUAGCGAAGGAGCUGAUUGGUCAGAUCAACACCUUGAAGACCCAGGUGUGCUACUACACCGAACGUUUGUCCCGCGCUGCCAAGGAACGCUCAGCCAACGCUCUGGAAAGAACCCUCGCCAUCCUCUCUGAGAAGACUCGUCAGUUGGUGACAGUUUGUGACUCUAAGCUGCUGUCCUCUGCCAUCCUGGCCCUCUCUGCCGCCCGUCCAGAAUACAUUUCCCAGAAGGGCACUCCCUCCCCCUCAUCUCUCACUCCUUCACCCUCUCCAUCCCGCUCUCCCUCUCAUCACACUCGCUCCCCCUCUCACCACUCUACCUCCCCCGCUCGCCAAUCCACCUCCCCCUCUCGCCACUCCAUCUCCCCUCGCCACUCCGUAUACCAGGAAGGAGAGGGGGGGAAAGACAAGCGCUCCUCCCUACAGGCUGACUGGCACGAGGAGAACUGGGAGAAGGUAUGGUUGAAUGUGGAUAAGAGUCUGGACUGUGUGAUCCAGAGGGUGGACAGACUGCUGGCCAAAGAUAGUAUGCAGAGUGACAGCAGCAGUGAGGAUGUGUUCCUGAACUCUCAGCAGCAGACCAAUGCCACUACUAAGAAAGGUAUCCAUGGAAACAGAGAAGCCUUCUGGAUACACCCAGAAUCGUCAUCUUCAUCUCCUUCUUCUUCUCUUCCUCCAUCAUCAUCAUCAUCCUCAUUGUCAUCAUUCCCUUAUCUGACCAUCACAUGUCAGUCAAACCAUGAAAGACAACAGCACUACAGCAGCCCAGAUGUACAAAAGGAAAAGCCCUCCCCAGGUGAAUGGAGUGAGGCAUUGUACCCUCUCCUGACUACCCUGUCAGAGUGUGUGUCUCUGAUGAGUGACAAGGCUAAGAAGUCCAUGGUGUUCCUCCUAAUGCAGGACAGUGCUCCCACCAUCGCCAUGAGCCUCACGCUACAGUACAGGAGAGAUGUGGUCUUCUGCCAGACGCUGUCAGCUCUGAUCUGUGGUUUCAUCAUCAAGCUGAGGAACUGUCUCCAUGACGAUGGCUUCCUCAGGCAGCUUCACAUCAUCGGCCUGCUAGUCCAGUAUGAGGGCCUGCUCAGCACCUACGGGGAGGAGCUGGCCAUGUUGGAGGACAUGAGUGUUGGUGUGAUGGACCUGCGAAACGUCACUUUUAAGGUUACCCAGGCAACCUCGGUCUUCGGCCCAGAUAUGUUGCCUGUCAUCACCGGGAACCGGGACGGCUUCAACGUCAGGGUUCCGUUACCAGCAGCGAUGUUUGAUGCGUUGCCGAGGGAGAUCCAGAAUGGAAUGCUGCUGAGGGUUCAGCCGGUUCUCUUCAAUGUGGGAAUCAAUGAACAGCAGACACUGGCCGAGAAGUUUGGAGACACGUCUCUCCAGGAGGGGAUUAACAUGGAGAAUAUGGCUCGACUCAGCUCAUACUAUGACCAGUUUAAAGAGGUCCUACCUGAGGACUGCCUCCCUUGUAUCCGUAGUCAGACCAGCCUGCCUGAGCUGCUAAAGCUGCUGAGUCAGAACAUCAAUGCCAGGAAAAGCAAGAACGUAGAGAUCCUGUGGCAGGCAGCGGAGGCUUGUCGGCGUCUGAACGGAGUGCGUUUUACCAGCUGUAAGAGUGCUAAAGACCGUACAGCCAUGUCUCUAACCCUGGAGCAGUGUCUCAUCCUCCAGCAGGAGCACGGACUGGCCCCACAGGUCUUCUCCCAGGCCCUCGACUGCAUGCGCAGUGAGGGCUGCAGACGAGAGAACACCAUGAAGAAUGUAGGAUGUCGUAAAUACGCCUUCAACUCCCUCCAGCUGAAGGCCUUUCCAAAACAGUACCGCCCACCUGAGGGCACCUAUGGGAAAGUAGAGACCUGAUUGGACAGACCAGCUGCACAUCUCUUAAAGUAGCCAAUAGAAGGGGAAAUGGACUAAAUAACAUCAACAACAACAUAAAAGCAAAAAAACAUCACAAAAGCAACUACCCCCUAUAUAUAGUGCUGCAUCCCUGUUGGUGAUUUAAUGUAAUCUGUGGUAGAUUGUUUGAUAGAAGUUCACUCUCUUUUGCGAUUAGACUCACUCCGUUAUGUCAUGACAACCACUACACACACAACAACAACAACAACUUAAGAACAGCUUUUCAAAUUGUUUUAGUUUUUAUUUAGAAAGGGAAAGGGGAAGGGGGUAUACCUUGUCAGUUGCACAACUGAAUGCAUUCAACCAAAAUGUGAGCUCUUAUCAUAAGGCCUGUGUUCUAACCACUGUCUCUCAUGGAACUUUAAAGAGAAAAUUCAACUCAAGUACAUUUAAAAAGAACAAAACCUUUGUAUGCAGAGCAUCAAGAUCUUACUUGCUCUCACACUCCACUCCUACAACAAGCACAGGGAACUGAUGAUAUACAGAGAUCAGACAGAGACAUGCUUGUAUCUCUGAUGUAUGAAGACUAUUCUAUCUUAUGUUAUUUUGUUAUCCCUUUUCUAUUUGGUAAUAUAUCUAAAUGACAGGGUUCGUGUAAAGUAGAGGGCCAGUAUCCUGUGUUUAAGUUUUACAGUAAAGAUAUUGUGUAUGCAAGGCUUGGUAGUCUACUGAGAGGCAUAUACAGUUACAGUGGUCAAGGUUAAUCUUUCACUUGCCACUACAAGUUUGUUUAAAGUUUUACAUUUUGUCACUGAGUGCAUGGCACAAUGCUCCACUAUAUAAAAUGCAAGCAUGGAUAGAUUUUACACACAGCAAACUUAAUCCAAAAACAACACAGUUAAAUUCUGUGCUCACAUGCGUGUAGAUUUUAAACUGAAAAGGAAUAUAUUAUCCAAAUCUUGUACUUCCCCCCAACCCCUCUCUGUUCAUGAAGUUGUUUCUGUACAGGUCCAGGUUCUAGAUGGUAGGCAUAUUUUCUGUACAUCAGACUAUAGACUGAGCCAAACUAGAAUAUUAGCUUAGAGUAAGGAACAGUGUUAUAAGAAAUAUGAAGAAAGUUCCUGCUCUAUUGUAUGUCUGCAGUUAUUCUUUGUGAGUUCAUCUCGUCUCUUAUUAAAAGAGCUCCUGGUUGACUUCACGACAGGACCAAAACACAACACUGGCUUAUUCAUUUUACAACCAAUGGAGCGAAAAGGAAGUGUCUGAAUGCAUGUAGAUAGAGAAUCUUCACAUUAUUAUUGUACUUUUGGAAAUAAGGGACUUGUACACUGCCUGUUUAAAAUGGACAGUGUUUUGCGUUAAAUUGUACUGUGAACCUUUCACUGGCUUCUGUUUCCAUGUCUACCUAUAGAUUUUAUUCUCCAUUACAGAGACAUUCAAAACAUUUGUUUAAAUGUUAUUUUGCUAAAUAUCCUUGAUGCUGAUGCACUGAAAAUUGCUGAAAAAAGUAGCCAAAAUGCUGCCAGAAUUUUACUCAUUUAAUUUUACAUUUUUUUUGUCUUUGUAUGUAAUGAAUGUUAUUGAACCACACACUUUCAAGUAGGACCAUCUGUAUAGGUACAGGCGUUGCUGUAAAAUGUGCUUUCAUAAACUCUCCUCAGUAACUUGAGCUGUUAAAAUGAGAGCAUUAAACUGUUUCACCAA
Salvelinus fontinalis (brook trout) is the source of this 5143-nucleotide messenger RNA. Its product is annotated as inositol polyphosphate-4-phosphatase type I A-like. Lineage: Eukaryota; Metazoa; Chordata; Actinopteri; Salmoniformes; Salmonidae. The record is from RefSeq and is a predicted model, not a curated record. Gene Ontology annotation, molecular function: phosphatidylinositol-3,4-bisphosphate 4-phosphatase activity. The transcript has 25 exons. Bases 374 to 3460 code for a protein of 1028 amino acids. Gene Ontology annotation, cellular component: cytoplasm.